Messenger RNA from Vigna radiata var. radiata (mung bean), 1263 nucleotides. RefSeq lists its product as uncharacterized. NCBI's taxonomy places the organism in Eukaryota, Viridiplantae, Streptophyta, Magnoliopsida, Fabales, Fabaceae. The coding region runs from base 1 to 1263 and encodes 420 amino acids. The transcript is spliced from 2 exons. The record is from RefSeq and is a predicted model, not a curated record.
AUGAGGAGAAACGAUAAUGCCCGGAGAGUGGAUGAGCAAGGCGAGCGUGAAAGAGAAGGUGGUAGGAGGAUAGACGCAAGAGAUAGAGAAGAUGGAGCCAAUUUCAAUGGCCAUAAUGACGGUCAUCGAAAUGUAUCCGGCGAACGGGUUCCAACCAUCGCCGAUCGGGAGAUUGGGACACCUGGUCAAGCAGAAGGCCUGCAUCCAUUCACAGCAUGUGUAAUGAGAACGGGCAUGCCAGAAAAUAAGGUGUUGCCUGCAAUGAAAAGAUAUGGGGGUUCUACAGAUCCUAUUAAGCACCUCCGAUCCUUCAUCGACGCUAUGGCGGUAUAUUCUUCGGAUGAAAUGGUAUGGUGUAGAGUCUUUUCUUUAUCAUUGAAAGGAGAGGCUCUAGAUUGGUUUCACUCGCUGGCACCCCGAACGAUAGAUUCUUUUGCCACUAUCAGAAGGCUAUUCAGCCAACAAUACAUAUCAAGUAAAGCACCUGGAAUGACGUACACAGCCCUGAUGAGAAUCAGGCAAGGAAGAGAGGAGACGCUCAAAGGGUUCACGGAGAGAUUUAAUCGGAUGGCCCGACAGGUGAGAAAUGUUGAUCAAAGAUUGAUAGUCAGUGCCUUGACUACCGCCUUAAGGCCUAGACCUUUUGUGGACUACUUAUACGCAGAAGAACCGCAAAGCAUGGCCGAUUUGCAGCAUAAAUUAGCAAGCUUUAUCCGAAUUGAAGAAGGAAAAACUCACUAUAAAGGCCAUGAUAAUGAACCAAGAGAGCAGAUGAGAAGAGAGGGACUGAGUAGAGGGACGCAAAGAAAGGAGGAACGACCGGUCGGGCACAGAAGGACAGAUCCUCCCAGGAUGUUGCAGAACGUGCAUCACACACCUCUCAAUGCUCCUCGCGCCAGAGUAAUGGAAGAAGCUUUGAGAGCCGAUUUGUUAAAAGUGGUCCGUGCUCCUACGCCUUUAGGAGCCAAUCAAAACAAGUAUUGCAAGUAUCACCAAAACAGAGGACACACUACAGAAGAUUGCAAUACCUUAAAAGAUAAGUUAGAAAGCUUGAUCCAGGCCGGACAUUUACAAAAGUUNGUGCAACNCCAUCAGGCGUCAGUACCGAUCACCACUAGUCAUAAAAAAACCAAGAGUAGACACGAUCGAAGUAGGAGCAGAAGCCGGAGUAGGGAAAGAGUCACAAGGGGCAUUAUAAACACCAUUUCUGGUGGGUUCCCAGGCGGAGGCCCAUCGAUAUCGGCCCGAAAGAGGCAUAUAUGA